Halichondria panicea is the source of this 2415-nucleotide messenger RNA. RefSeq names its product CUB and sushi domain-containing protein 1-like. The record is from RefSeq and is a predicted model, not a curated record. NCBI's taxonomy places the organism in Eukaryota, Metazoa, Porifera, Demospongiae, Suberitida, Halichondriidae. The coding region runs from base 23 to 2215 and encodes 730 amino acids. The transcript is spliced from 13 exons.
UAUUAUAAGAUUCUCAGGUGAAAUGGCGUACUACAUGAACCAAGCCAGAGCAUUAUUGAUCUUUUUUCUCUGGGACUGCAUUGUUGAAGGUCAGCCAUACUGCUUUACACCACCAACUGUUGAAAAUGGUUACGUUUUCUCACGAACAUCUACAAGAGCAACGUACAGAUGCAACUCAGGGUACUCACUAUCAGGAUCUGGCAGAGCAUCUUGUGUUGAUGGUUGUUGUGACUGGAUCUCAGUGCCAACCUGUGAAGCUGUGGUUAUAAAUUGUGAUACCGCUCCAUCUAUUUCCAAUGGGUCGCCUGGAACCCCAACAAGUACAACUUACAGAGGAACAGUGACAUACAGCUGUAACAUUGGCUAUCAACGUUCAGGACCAUCCACAGUGACUUGUCAGGCUAGCGGAAGUUGGAGUACUAGACCGAGUUGUAAUGCUGUCUCCUGUGGCAACCCUCCCACCGUUCCCAAUGGUUUAAGAAGAUUCACUGGCACAACAUUUGGAGAAACCGCCACCUACAGCUGUAACACUGGCUACCAACUGUCAGGAUCCGCUACAGUGACUUGUCAGGCUAGCAGAAAUUGGAGUGCUAGACCAAGUUGUACACCGGUCUCCUGUGGCAACCCUCCGACCAUACCCAAUGGAAUCAGGACCUUCACUGGUACUAUAUUUAGAGGAAUCGCCACCUACAGCUGUAACACUGGCUACCAACGAUCAGGAUCAUCCACUGUGAUCUGUCAGGCUAGCAGAAGUUGGAGUACUAGACCAACUUGUAACACUGAUCAGCCGGGGUCUUGUGGCGACCCUCCAACUAUUCCCAAUGGGUCCAUGACUUUCAUUGGUACAACAACUGGAGAGACGGCCACCUACACCUGUAACACUGGUUACCAACUCUUAGGAGCAGCUACUGUGACCUGUGAGGCUAGUGAAACCUGGGCUACAAGACCUAUUUGUGAUGCUGUCUCCUGUGGCUCUCCUCCCUUUAUUUCCAAUGGAUCACCUGGAACACCAACAAGGACAACCUUUGAAGGGACGGCCACCUACACAUGUGAUACUGGCUACCAACUUUCAGGAUCAGCCACAGUGACCUGUGAGGCAAGUGGAAGCUGGAGUGUUAGACCAAGUUGUAAUGCUGAUCAGCCGGGCUCUUGUAGCGAUCCUCCAACCAUUCCCAAUGGGUCCAGGACUUUCACUGGUACAACAACUGGAGAGACGGCCACCUAUACCUGUAACACUGGUUAUCAACUACCGGGAUCAGCUAUUGUGACCUGUGAGGCUAGCGGAAUCUGGACUACAAGACCAAUUUGUAAUGCUGUAUCCUGUGGCUUCCCUCCCUCUAUUUCUAAUGGGUCACCUGGAAUACCAACAAGGACAACAUUUGGAGGGACGGUCACCUACACCUGUGACACUGGCGCUGGGUAUCAACUAUUGGGAUCAGCUAUUGUGACCUGCGACGCUAGCGGAAUCUGGACUACAAGACCAAUUUGUGAUGCUGUCUCCUGUGGCUUCCCUCCCUCUAUUUCUAAUGGGUCACCUGGUACACCAACAAGGACAACAUUUGGAGGGACAGUCACCUACACCUGUGACACUGGCGCUGGGUAUCAACUAUUGGGAUCAGCCACAGUGACCUGUGAGGCUAGUGGAAGCUGGAGUGUUAGACCAAGUUGUAACGCUUCUCAGUCUGGCUCAUGUGACAAUCCUCCAACCAUUCCCACUGGAUCCAGGACUUUCGUUGGUACAGCAUUUGGAGAGACCGCAUUCUACAGUUGUAACACUGGGUAUCAGCUGUCAGGAGCAGCUAAUGUGACCUGUCAGGCUAGUGGAAGUUGGAGUACUAUACCAAGCUGUACUAUGAUGGAUACGACUGAUUUCACUACUAUUAUUGUGGGCGCUGCCAUGGCGACUGUCAUUGUGUUGCUGAUUGUUGUUGUCUUUGUUGUUGUGAUUGCCUUCAAGAAUUAUCGAAGCAAAUUUCGUUAUUCUAUAAAGAAGAACAGCACCGUUAACAAUGUGACCACCAUCACUGAGGAGACAAUAAUGACUAAUAUUCCACUCAAUGGCAUUCCUCGCUCUAUGAUGAGUCUCCCCUCUCUUCCAGCAGAGUAUGAAGAGCCUGAUAUGACGGUAGAAUCAAAGUAUGAUGAGAUAUGGUCCUCUGAGAAUGGUGACAAUGAGCACAUCUUUGCCUUGGGUCCCUGUUCUGCAUACAAGUAGACACUUAGUAGCUUAAAAAGAGGACUUGAACCACUAUUAGAUCUAGUUAACUUAACGUGGUACGUUGCAUUAAUUGUAGUUAUGUUAUGUAUUAGUUUAGUUAUUGUUGAUCAAACUUACUGGUAUCAUCAUUAUUACUUGUACUUGUAUCCAGCAUUUAUGCCAAUUUUUACUGACUAAAAAAAUCGUUCCACUCCCGA